AUGCCGCUUCCGUGGAAGAAGAUGCGGGUGAACCGAAUUUCCCAAUUCGUCGCCGAUCUCCAAUCACCGAAACGGGGCGGUUCACUCGUGGUCCAGACUGGUUUUCCGACCUCCCUCGUCGACCUCUUCGUCAAGAACCGCGAUCACUUGAAAAAGCCGUCGAAAAAGAACAAGAACAGGAAGAAGAAUAACCGGUCGGCUGACCAGGUCAACGAUCGGAUCACGGCGAAUUGUGAACUGGGUUCGGGCAAUUUCGGGAUUUUGGUGCAACCCAGUUCACCAAAGGUCAAGAAUUUGAGCCGGGAAGAAGGUGAUCGCGGUGUUGAAGUGGUGAGUUUCGGGUUUUGGGUGAGACUCAAGUUGAGAGUCGGAUUGUUGUUGAUGAUGAGCAAUGCGUCGGUGGGAAUUGGAGAGCGGUUUUGCUGGCGGUGUUGA
Molecule: messenger RNA, 435 nt
Organism: Prunus armeniaca (apricot)
Lineage: Eukaryota; Viridiplantae; Streptophyta; Magnoliopsida; Rosales; Rosaceae
Source: the annotation of a GenBank genome assembly